AUGCACUCUGAAAUUGGGAGGAUUUUCUCUGCCGCAUCACUUUGCGAUACUCAAACACGACCAAUCAUUGGCAUCAUCUUUGAACAAAGCGCAAUUGCAAAGGAUGAAACUUCACGGAUGACGUGGAAUGGCCGAUCUAGAGUUGGAAAAGCUGCAAUUGGGGUUUGCAUAAGAUUUCUUGCGCAGCUCUAA
Molecule: messenger RNA, 192 nt
Organism: Plasmopara halstedii
Lineage: Eukaryota; Oomycota; Peronosporomycetes; Peronosporales; Peronosporaceae
Exons: 2
Coding region: 1-192 (63 amino acids)
Source: RefSeq, a predicted model, not a curated record